UGUACUUCCGCGGUUGGCCCCUACCAGUACUGACAAGAGGAUACCACCACUGCCAUACUCACCUUGGGCGAUCACAUGGUAGAGGCUGCGUAGAUCAUCUCUCUCUCUCCUCCAGAAGGGACACGUCCUCAAGCGAAGCGAGGUGCAACCCAACCCAGCGCAGCCAUGGCCCUGCGUUCACCACCAACCGCCUCACUCCUCUCAAGCCUGUCCGCCUCACUACUCGUCCCCCUCUCCCUCUCCCUCCUCGCCCUUCCCGCCCUCUUCCGACUGCACUGGCUCCCUCUUAAUGUCAUCCCUUCAAGUCAUGCUCUGCUUCAUUUUGAUGAGACGUUACAAGGAUUGCUGCCCACAAUCGGCUUCGCGGUACUCACCUUCUUUGGCACACUUGUGGUAGUGGGCGCUUGUAGGGAGACCUUCCAGCAAAGGGGCUUCUCGGGGAGGGACUUGCUCAAGCCAGGAUCGACGCACAAGGUCCCGGAAUCGCAAGGCCUCCCAGCAUGCUGCGUCUACCUCCUGGCACUCUUCUGCUUCAUCCCUUUUCGAUACUACCUAGGGUCAGAAGGCAAGGAACAGUCACCGCAGACGACAAGUGAGAAUGGAGGCUGGUCGGGUGAUAUGACUGGACGUCAAGGGUUCCCGCAUCACGAGCUAGCAACGUACCUCUCUGCGCUGCUGUCCCUGCUCAGCUCACUCAUCCUGGGCUUCUGCGACGACGUCUUCGAUAUCCGCUGGCGCUUCAAGAUGCCUAUCCCUAUCAUCUCCUCCAUCCCCAUGCUUCUAGUCUACUACGCCGGCCGGGGCGGUACAGGGCUCGUCGUACCCGGCUGGCCAGGUUGGUUGCGCACCGCCGUUGGCUCUCGCGUGGUGGAUCUCGGUCUCUUCUACUACGUGUACAUGGCUCUCCUGUCCGUCUUCUGUACACACUCCAUCAAUAUCCUCGCGGGCAUCAACGGAGUAGAGGUAGGCCAAGCACUGAUCAUCGCCUUUAGUCUAUGUCUAAACGAUGCGCUCUACCUACCCUUCACCUCUGCCCUCCUCUCCAAAGAGAAGACUGCCGACAUCUACUGGCUCUCCUCUGUCAAUCCCAUCCAAAAUGAGCUAGUAGGGCGACACCUCUUCUCCCUCAGUCUUAUGCUGCCCCUAGUGGGGACCUGCGCAGGCCUACUAGCCUGGAAUCGUCACCCCUCCCUCGUCUUCGUAGGCGAUACCUUUUGCUAUUUCGCAGGUCAAGCCCUAGCCUGCGCCGGUGUACUGGGACACUUUUCCAAGACCCUCCUACUGUUCUUCCUUCCGCAAGUGUUCAAUUUCCUACUCAGCUGUCCACAACUCUUUGGAUUCGUGCCAUGUCCAAGACAUCGUGUCCCUGGCGUGCACGCGGAGACGGGCGGGCUGUACCCCUCUGUUGCUGUCUUUUCCAGCAGGAAGAGGAUAGGAACACUUGGGACAGGGAUGCUGCUGAUCCUCGAGGGACUGGGGUUGGUAAAGUUGUUCAGAGAGGGGGAAAUGCGGAAAGUGGAAACGCGGUUAGCGUCAGAGGGCAAAGGGUUCCGUCAGGGAAAGGGACAGGGACAGGAGCAAGGGAAAGGGCAAGGGCAAGGCAGUCGUCGUAUCGUGGGCACCACGAACCUCACUCUUCUCAACUCCCUCUUAGUGCUCAAAGGUGCUCGUACACCACUCGAGCACGUACUAAAUGAGUUGCGCAAGAGCGAAGUCGCCACCUCUAGCACCAGCACCACCACCUCCUCCUCCUCCUCCCCCGGCGGCAGUCAAGUUGCUCUCCUGCCUAUCCCUCCCCCCUCCUCCUCGGCCACUGGAAAUGGUAGCGUGCACAUCGACGAGCCCCGUCUCUGGCGAUUGGCAAUGGGUACUCAGCUAGCGGGGAGCGCGCUGGCGUUUGCGGUGCGGUAUUGGGCUGCGGCAAUUGUUUUUCCGGAUCAAUGAGGAGGAGUUCGAGAGAGGGAAGGGGGGAGGGGAGCAGGAGAGGGAGGGAAGAAGAGGGUGAGGGGCAAAACAGGG
This is a messenger RNA of Microstroma glucosiphilum, 2019 nucleotides long. RefSeq lists its product as hypothetical. The record is from RefSeq and is a predicted model, not a curated record. Gene Ontology annotation, molecular function: UDP-N-acetylglucosamine-dolichyl-phosphate N-acetylglucosaminephosphotransferase activity. The transcript is spliced from 3 exons. Gene Ontology annotation, cellular component: membrane. Gene Ontology annotation, biological process: protein N-linked glycosylation; dolichol-linked oligosaccharide biosynthetic process. Lineage: Eukaryota; Fungi; Basidiomycota; Exobasidiomycetes; Microstromatales; Microstromataceae. Bases 166 to 1944 code for a protein of 592 amino acids.